Molecule: messenger RNA, 2190 nt
Organism: Nasonia vitripennis (jewel wasp)
Lineage: Eukaryota; Metazoa; Arthropoda; Insecta; Hymenoptera; Pteromalidae
Gene: Blop
Product: opsin, blue-sensitive
Exons: 9
Coding region: 251-1480 (409 amino acids)
Biological process (GO): visual perception; G protein-coupled receptor signaling pathway
Cellular component (GO): membrane
Molecular function (GO): G protein-coupled receptor activity
Source: RefSeq, a predicted model, not a curated record
UCGGCCCGUCCGCGCCUCAAGUGAGCUGCGGAACGUACCCCCAACCUUCGCACCGCGUCUCACUUCAAAAAGAUUACGAGAAUCCCCUGCUGCUCGAAAUUCGCGCUAUUGAAUGACACCCCAGCGAAACGAGCUACUCCUGAGAUCAAACGUGGACUCCACGACAACGCUGCAAGUGGAGAAGUGAUAAAGAGGAGAUCUCGAGGCAAAACCGAAGGAACAAAGGGAUCGGAGGAGAAUUGUGUACGGCAUGAUGAUGUACAAUAACGACAGCAGCCUCCUGAACCCGAUGGCCUUCGUAGGCUUGAACGGAGCCAUGGGAGGAAUGGGACCCGCCGGUGUCGGCCAAGGGCCGCAAAUGCAAGAGCACCUCCUGGGCUGGAACCAUCCCCCCGAGCACAUAGACAUCGUGCACCCGCACUGGCGCGGUUUUCUAGCACCGGGCAAGUACUGGCACAUCGGCCUCGCUCUUAUCUACUUCAUGCUGCUCGUCCUCUCGUUCGUUGGAAACGGCUGCGUCGUAUGGAUAUUUAGCACGUCCAAAGUGCUCAGAACCCCGUCGAACCUGUUCAUCAUCAACCUGGCGCUGUUCGAUCUGGUCAUGGCGCUGGAAAUACCCAUGCUGAUAAUCAACAGUUUCAUCGAGCGCAUGAUCGGCUGGGGCCUGGGCUGCGACAUCUACGCGGCCCUCGGCAGCGUCUCUGGUAUUGGCUCGGCCAUCACCAAUGCCGCCAUCGCCUACGAUCGAUACAGAGCCCGGCUCUGCGCUAUAUUCACGCUUUUUCCGCUUCGACGUAGGACCAUUUCCUGUCCAAUCGAUGGCAGACUGAACGGCAAGCAGGCGGCUGUUAUGGUAGCUUUCACGUGGUUCUGGACGAUGCCGUUCACCAUCCUGCCGUUCGCUAAGAUUUGGGGUCGAUACACUACCGAGGGAUUCCUGACGACCUGCAGCUUCGACUUCCUCAGCGACGACCAGGACACUAAAGUAUUCGUCGCUGCGAUUUUCUCGUGGUCCUACUGCUUUCCGAUGGUACUGAUCAUCUACUUCUACUCUCAGCUGAUCAAGUCCGUCAGACGACACGAGAAGAUGCUCCGCGAGCAGGCGAAGAAGAUGAACGUCAAGUCGCUCUCGGCCCAAGACAAGGAGAGAAGCGUCGAGAUGAGGAUCGCCAAGGUGGCCUUUACGAUCUUCUUCUUGUUCGUGUGCUCCUGGACGCCAUACGCCGUCGUGACGAUGAUCGCUGCCUUUGGAAAUCGCGAACUGGUAACGCCGUUCUCCAGCAUGCUCCCGGCUGUGUUCGCCAAGACCGUGUCCUGCAUCGAUCCUUGGGUCUACGCUAUCAACCACCCCAGGUACCGACAAGAGCUCACUAAGCGUUGCCAGUGGAUGGGAAUUCACGAGCCGGAUUCGGGACCGAGUCAAAACAACGCAGAGGCUGUGUCCGUCACGACGGAGAAGCUUAAGUCCGACGACGCUUAGACGACAGGCGCCGACAAGCGUCCGCGCUACGAAACCGAGGGAUGAUGAGGCUCUCGGUUAUCGACCUUCAGUCGACAAGGGUGUACGCGCUGCGACUUUAUCGAAUCACCACGCGAUAAGGUCGCCACACGAAGGCCGCAGCCCUUGUCUACCGUUGGUUAGGGGCAUUGAUCAGAAACUCGAGACGUUUUGCUUUCAAUCGAUCGAACGAUUCGAAAUGAAGAUCGCAUUGUGAACUUUUUUUGUUUUAUAAAAGGAUAAAUUUAUGGUAAAGCAGAUUUGAAAUGGGUAACGGAAAAAGUAUUGAUCGUUAGAGUGGAAGAGGGUGGAUGAGUUUCGCCAUCUCUCGGAGGGUGGAAGAAUGAUUUGCAGCGUGCGUGUCGGGUAUGAGCUUGGCAUUUCCUAAAUUGAGAUUGGAUAUAACUAUCUGUUGUGUAACUCUAUGCUAAUGUUUAAUUUAUACAAAUGUACAGCAAUCAUGAAACAAUGAUCGAUAAGAUACUUUUAAGGAAUCACUUGCAUAUUUAGAUACUGUAUCCAUUGUACCUAUGGAGAUUUUUACUUCAAGAUCUAUUAUCCUUAUGUAACUAUUAUGUUAUUUAAAAAAUACGUAUAUAAUCAGCGCCGUAAUUAGUCUUAUUUUAUAUAACUAAGAGCUUUUUCUCUUGUAAGAAACUCCUAAUAAGAUUACAUAAUUCAGAUAUGUUAAA